AUGCCUCAUGGUCAACAGCCGCAGGCUACACCGCCCCAACAGCAGGCGCCGGCUCCGGCCCCCGCUCCGUCUUCCAGACGCAAGCGCCCUGCCCCAGGCGCCCAUCCCGCUCCGCAUGCACCCCAGCACACUCCGCAGCACACUCCUCAGCAUCCUGCUCCGCAUCCUCCUUCGCAUGCACCCCAACACGCACCCCAGCACGCACCCCAGCAUGCCUCGCAACAACCUCAACACACUCCGCAGCAUAUCCCAGCCCCGCCGCCUACUCAGCAACAACAGCAGCAGCAGCCGCCCCAAGCCGCGCAGCCCGCUCCCGGUGGCCCUCCUCAUGUUACGCAGCCUUCUCCCCAGCAGCAGCCGCAACAACAACAGCAGCAGCAGCCCCAUCAUUCGCAACACUCGCAACAUGCUCAGCAGCCGCAGCCACAGCCUGUGUCGGCACCUCCUGCCACUCCGGCUUCGGCCCAGCCGUCUGGCUCCUCCGCACAGCCUGCACCGUCUGAUGAUGCUAACUCUACCCCGGCUCCGCCGCCUGCCAAGAAGAGCCGGACAAAUACUCCCUGGACGCCGGCCGAAGAGCUUCGACUGAAGCAGAUGCGCGACGCCGGCAACAGCUGGGCCGAGAUUGCCAAGACGUUUCCGACGCGGACGGAGGGCAGCGUCAAGAAGCAUUGGUACAAGGAUAUGCAUUAUGCCGAGUUUGCUGAGGAUGAGAGCCAGGCAUUGAUGAGUGCCAUCAAGGAGUAUGAGAAUAAUAAGUGGAAGGUAAUUGGUCAGAAGGUCGGCAAGCCUGCCAAGGCCUGCGAACAAUAUGCGAAAGAGCACUUUCCCGGUAAGUGA
This is a messenger RNA of Canariomyces notabilis, 840 nucleotides long. RefSeq lists its product as uncharacterized. Gene Ontology annotation, biological process: regulation of DNA-templated transcription. The coding region runs from base 1 to 840 and encodes 279 amino acids. NCBI's taxonomy places the organism in Eukaryota, Fungi, Ascomycota, Sordariomycetes, Sordariales, Chaetomiaceae. Gene Ontology annotation, cellular component: nucleus. The transcript is spliced from 4 exons. Gene Ontology annotation, molecular function: DNA-binding transcription factor activity, RNA polymerase II-specific; RNA polymerase II cis-regulatory region sequence-specific DNA binding. The record is from RefSeq and is a predicted model, not a curated record.